Colletotrichum spaethianum is the source of this 1782-nucleotide messenger RNA. RefSeq lists its product as uncharacterized. Lineage: Eukaryota; Fungi; Ascomycota; Sordariomycetes; Glomerellales; Glomerellaceae. The transcript is spliced from 2 exons. The record is from RefSeq and is a predicted model, not a curated record. Bases 1 to 1782 code for a protein of 593 amino acids.
AUGGAUAUGCUUGCUUCGGUUCCUUUCGUUGAUGCUCCUGAAUCUGAGAGCUUACAGGCUCGUAACAAGGUUGAUUCGUACAGGAACUUUGCCGGACCCGCCUACUUGACCGGAAAGAAAAUCAUAUCGAACGAAUUAGGAGCAGUGUUUGCCAGAGGUUUCAACCUUGCCAUUCCAGAGCUGCUGCAAAUGGCUAACCGUGGCUUUUCCGGGGGCCUUAAUCAGUUUGUGAUCCACGGACAAUCAUAUACUGGAAACUAUCCUGCUACGACCUGGCCUGGGAAUGCGCCUUUCAGAUACGUGGUCUCGGAUCUUUGGAACAGCAAGCGCCCCGACUGGGACAAUGGGCUGUCUCAUGCUCUUGAUUACAUGGCGAGACUUCAAUAUAUCCAGCGUCAGGGAAUUCCGCGUACCGAUGUGGUCAUUUACAACAAGCAUUCCGCCACAGACGGGUACUUGCCGAUCGUCUACGCUGCAGACGAUCUGACAAAAGGAGGCUGGUCUUACAAUUACCUUUCGCCCGAUAAUUUCAACCAGCCAGAGGCUUUUGUCGACAACGGACUUCUUGCCCCCAAUGGCCCUGCAUACAAGGCUAUGGUGCUCUUAGCAACGCAGAAUGUGACCCUUCAAGGGGUCGAGAAGCUGCAGCAUUUUGCCCAGCAGGGCUUGCCGAUCAUCAUAGCCGGGGGUAUACCAGGAUACUAUCCAACCAGCAACUCGUCCGCCAAAGCCGUUGUGGAGUCUCGUAUCUCGAAACUCCUCUUGUCAAAAAAUGUAUACCAGGUGCCUGAAGGCGGCGUCGCCGAUAAACUUAUUUCUCUGGGGCUGCGGCCAAAUGUUGGCACCAAGACGAAUGAGACAUGGCAUGCAACUUGGCGAGAAGAUCUCGAUAACGGCAUUGACUAUCUCUACGUCUUCUGCGAUGGCCCUUCGUCGUCUGGAGAGUUGACAGUCAAGUCAACCAAAACGAUUUACGACUUCGACACUUGGACCGGAAUGCGCUCACCGCUCCUGAAUUACAGAGUAGACGGCGACUAUAGUGUUAUUCCCAUCAGUCUCACAGCUAACCAGACACUGGUUCUCGCAUUUACAAACAAGCAGUUUGAGGGGAUCGACUUGCCAGGCAUCCAUGCCACAGAGCUACCGCGGAGUGUGCUUGGUUAUGUCAAUAACGGCUCUAGCAUUUGUCUGCAAGUUAUCGCAGGUUCCGGAAGUUGGGCUAAAUUCUCAUCUGGCAAAGAGAUAAUCCUCAACAGUACAGCACCCGAGGCAUUUGAGUUGCAAAAUUGGGACCUCGUUGCAGAGCAUUGGGCGGCUCCUGAAGACAUGCAACAGGCGCAUGUGGUCGCUUUGAAGAGGAAUACCACACAAUCGGUCGAUAAGCUGGUUUCAUGGACCGAGAUAGAAGGCUUACAGAACAUGUCGGGAGUUGGAUAUUAUGUGACGAGCUUCACAUGGUCAAAGCCUCUACAAAGCUCCAUAGGGGCGUAUAUCAAGUUCCCGGCAGCUUUGAACGCAAUCAUCUUACACGUCAACGGCCAGCGUACACCGCCCCUAGAUUACACUAAUCCCAUUGCAGACAUCUCAACUUAUCUUGUUGAAGGGCGGAACGAAAUCACAGCUUCGGUGCCUAGUACGAUGUGGAACUACAUACGAAGUAUUUGGAAUAAUUUAGAAAACGGUGGCCUUCAGCCGCUGUUGCCAGUGUUGCUGCCUAGAACAGCGAACGGUCUUGUUGGAACAGUACAGGUCAUUCCAUUUGAAAAGAUUUGUAUUUCAUAA